Monoraphidium neglectum is the source of this 1179-nucleotide messenger RNA. Its product is annotated as 1,4-alpha-glucan branching enzyme. Gene Ontology annotation, biological process: carbohydrate metabolic process. The transcript has 9 exons. Gene Ontology annotation, molecular function: cation binding; 1,4-alpha-glucan branching enzyme activity. Lineage: Eukaryota; Viridiplantae; Chlorophyta; Chlorophyceae; Sphaeropleales; Selenastraceae. Gene Ontology annotation, cellular component: cytoplasm. The record is from RefSeq and is a predicted model, not a curated record. Bases 1 to 1179 code for a protein of 392 amino acids.
AUGCGACCGCUGGUGACGUGCGCGCCGGUGGGUGACAAGACCAUCGCCAUGUGGCUGAUGGACGCCGAAAUGUACACGGGGAUGAGCACCCUGGGGGAGGCCACGCCCGUCAUAUCGCGCGGCAUAGCCAUGCACAAGCUGAUCCGCAUGGUGACGAUGGCCCUGGGGGGCGAGGCCUGGCUGAACUUCAUGGGCAACGAGUUUGGCCACCCCGAGUGGCUGGACUUCCCCCGGGAGGGCAACAACUGGUCUCACUUCUACUGCAGGCGCCAGUGGAGCCUGGCCGAUGCGGACCACCUGAGAUACCGCCACCUGUUGGAGUGGGACAAGGCGAUGAACCAGCUCGACGACACCACAGGAUUCCUGGCGGACCCCUGGCAGUGGGUGCUGGUGGCGGAGCGCGGCCCCGUGGUGUUUGUGUUCAACUUCUCACCCCACACAGACCACGAGGGCCUUAAGGUGGCCACCCCCGAGCCCGGCAAGUGGCGCGUCAUCAUUGACAGCGACGACCCGCGCUUUGGCGGCCAGGGGCGCGUGGGGCACGACACCGACCACUUCACCAGCCCCGCGGCAGAAGCUGGAGAGGCGGAAUUGAAGGAGGGCCGCUUCCAUGACAGGGAUCAGUUCAUGCAGGUGCUGGCGCCUGCGAGGACGGUGGUGGGCUACACCCGCGUCAAGGAGGAGCAGGAGGAGGCGUUCAUCGCCGCAGCAGCCAACGCCGGCACGGUGUCGCCCUCCGAUGACGACGACGGCACCAGCAGCGCCGCGGCGGCGGCUGCCACUGCGGCAACGGCAGCGCCUGCGGCAGGCCCCGGUGCGCCUGCGGCCGCGCCCCACGCCCCUGCCGCCCCGGCAGCCGCCCCCGAGGCCCCCGCGGCGGUGACAGCCCCUGCAGCCAACGCGCAGCUGCCCGCCGGAUGGGGGCCCGCAGCCGCUGCACCCGCCGCUGCGCCGCCUGCCGCCGUCAAAGCUGCUCCCGCGGCCGCCCCUGGGCCGGCCGCCGCACCCGCUCCCGCACAGCCCGCCGAGGGGCCGUCCGUGGAGCCCGAGGACCCGCCUUCCAGCUCGCGGCCCCCCAGCCCUGUCAAGCUGGCCAAGGUGGUCGAGAAGUCCGAAUUCGUCAUCUACUCGUUUGAUGACGCAGACCACCACAAUCAAGUGGACGACCUGAGCGGCUGA